CCGGCCGGCUUCCGCCGCUUGGAGUGCCUUCCCUUCCCUCGGUCCACGCUCAGAUGCUCGCGUUGCGCUUGCCUCUCGGACUAGCAGCAGCAGCAGCAGCAUCAUUCAGGGCAGCCGCUUGGCGAGGGAAGGCGGGAGGGAGCCUCUCGCCUUGAUUGGCGAAGAGCUCCGCCGCCCCUUCGAGCUGCCCGGGUGUUCCCUGGCUGGCCAGCGCUUGCCUGCCGCCCGCCCUCUUCCUUUGCCCGGCACCAGCCAGUAGCUCCCGAAAGGGCGGGCGCCGCCUGCAGAGCAGCAUCGCGGCGGCCGCGGGUCCACGCCAGCAUGUCCAGCAAGGGCAAGAGGACCAAGGAGCAGGGCAGCCGAGUGACCUUCCCCCUUCAGCAGCAGCAGCAGCAAGGAGGCGACGACUGGGAGGACGAGGGGGCGCCCGAAGCAGAGCAGCAGCCCUCCAGCCGGGGCUGGAGGGGAGUCAAUGGGGGGCUGGAGCCCCUCCAACAGCAGCAGCAGCUGCAGAAGGCGGUGAAAACCCACCGGGAAACCUACGGCUGCUACCCGCCCUCGCCAAUGCUGGGCAGCAUGACCAUUGAUGGAAGCCCUUCUUUGAGACGCAUGACUGUGAUGAGGGAAAAGGGAAGGCGGCAAGCAAUCAGAGGUCCAGCUUUUAUGUUCAAUGAGAGGGGCACAAGUCUUACGGCAGAGGAAGAGCGCUUUCUGGACGCGGCAGAGUAUGGGAACAUCCCUGUGGUACGCAAAAUGCUGGAAGAGUCAAAAACUUUGAAUGUCAACUGUGUCGACUAUAUGGGGCAAAAUGCCUUGCAGCUCGCUGUGGGGAAUGAACAUUUGGAAGUGACAGAACUUCUGCUGAAGAAGGAGAAUCUGGCACGGAUAGGAGAUGCCCUGCUGCUUGCAAUUAGCAAAGGGUAUGUCCGGAUUGUGGAAGCAAUCUUGAAUCAUCCUGGGUUUGCAGCCAGCAAGCGGCUGACGCUGAGCCCCUGUGAGCAGGAACUCCAGGACGAUGACUUUUAUUCUUACGAUGAAGAUGGCACCCGAUUCUCCCCAGACAUCACACCCAUCAUUUUAGCAGCCCAUUGUCAGAAGUAUGAGGUGGUGCACAUGCUGUUAAUGAAAGGGGCAAGGAUAGAGAGACCUCAUGAUUAUUUCUGCAAGUGCAACGAUUGUACUGAGAAACAAAAGCAUGAUUCUUUCAGCCAUUCCAGGUCAAGGAUAAAUGCAUACAAGGGAUUGGCAAGUCCUGCUUACCUAUCUCUGUCUAGCGAAGACCCGGUUCUCACUGCUCUAGAACUCAGUAAUGAGCUUGCUAAACUGGCUAAUAUUGAAAAAGAAUUCAAGAAUGACUAUCGCAAGCUGUCUAUGCAAUGCAAGGAUUUUGUGGUUGGCGUCCUUGAUCUCUGCCGAGACUCUGAAGAGGUAGAAUCCAUUCUAAAUGGAGAUUUGGAGGCUGAGCCAGUUGAAACACAAAGGCACAGAGCUUCAUUGAGUCGUGUCAAACUGGCAAUUAAGUAUGAAGUCAAAAAGUUUGUGGCCCAUCCAAACUGUCAGCAACAGCUGUUGACCAUCUGGUAUGAAAACCUUUCAGGAUUACGGGAACAGGCCAUAGCGAUCAAGUGUCUAGUUGUGCUGGUGGUAGCACUGGGCCUCCCAUUUCUUGCCGUUGGGUACUGGAUUGCACCAUGUAGCAGGCUUGGAAAAAUUCUCAGAAGUCCAUUUAUGAAGUUUGUGGCGCAUGCAGCCUCCUUCAUUAUUUUCUUGGGUCUGCUGGUGUUCAACGCUUCAGACAGAUUUGAAGGGGUCACAGUUUUACCCAACGUGACAGUUACUGAUUACCCUAAACAGAUUUUUAGGGUUAAGACCACUCAGUUCAGUUGGACAGAGAUGCUGAUCAUGGUAUGGGUCCUUGGCAUGAUGUGGUCCGAGUGCAAGGAGCUUUGGACAGAAGGACCCCGGGAAUAUAUUUUGCAGCUGUGGAACGUUCUGGAUUUUGGGAUGUUGUCUAUUUUCAUUGCCGCUUUCACAGCAAGGCUACUGGCUUUUCUACAGGCUACAAAAGCACAGCAGUAUGUGGACAACUUCAUUCAAGAGCCUGACCUCUCUGAAGUCACACUUCCACCAAACAUAGAAUAUUUUACUUACGCUCGAGAUAAAUGGCUUCCAUCUGAUCCACAGAUCAUAUCAGAAGGUCUUUAUGCAAUAGCUGUUGUGCUUAGCUUCUCUCGAAUAGCUUAUAUUCUGCCUGCAAAUGAGAGUUUUGGCCCAUUGCAGAUUUCACUUGGAAGGACCGUAAAAGACAUUUUCAAGUUUAUGGUUCUUUUUAUUAUGGUAUUCCUUGCCUUUAUGAUUGGGAUGUUCAUAUUGUACUCCUAUUACCUUGGAGCCAAAGUAAACGCAGCAUUUACGACAGUUGAAGAAAGCUUUAAGACCUUAUUUUGGUCAAUUUUUGGCUUAUCGGAGGUCACAUCAGUUGUUCUCAAAUAUGACCACAAAUUCAUUGAGAAUAUUGGCUACGUGUUGUAUGGAAUAUACAACGUAACAAUGGUUGUGGUUUUACUCAACAUGCUGAUUGCCAUGAUUAACAGCUCCUAUCAAGAAAUUGAGGAUGACAGUGACGUGGAGUGGAAAUUUGCUCGCUCCAAGCUCUGGUUAUCAUACUUCGAUGAUGGGAAAACCCUGCCGCCUCCAUUCAGCCUUGUCCCAAGUCCCAAGUCUUUUGUUUAUUUCUUUAUAAGGAUCAUUAAGUUAUUUAAGUGCAGGCGGAAAAGACUGCAGAAGGAUAUGGAACUGGGAAUAGACAACUCAAAAUCCAGGCUCAAUCUCUUUUCUCAAUCCAACUCGAGGGUUUUUGAAUCACACAGCUUUAAUAGCAUUCUCAAUCAGCCGACACGCUAUCAGCAAAUCAUGAAGAGACUUAUAAAACGUUAUGUUCUGAAAGCACAAGUAGACAAGGAAAAUGACGAAGUCAAUGAGGGUGAACUGAAGGAAAUUAAGCAAGAUAUUUCCAGUCUUCGCUAUGAACUCCUCGAAGACAAGUCUCAAGCAACAGAGGAGUUGGCAAUUCUCAUCCAUAAACUCAGUGAGAAACUCAAUCCAAAUUUAACAAGAUGUGAAUGAUCUCAAAUCCCUGGAUUUUGACCACAGCACAAGUAUUGGCAAUAAUAUUUAUGAGUGACUUAUACUUGAAAAUGUAUUGUAGAUUUUUAGCACUAAAUAACUUUAUGUACAGCUUUAUUUGAAAUACCGUCUUAGAAGAUUUUAUGAAUUUACAUGCAAAAAAAAAUCAGUUUAUUUAAUGUGUAUUAUAAAGGAUACUUUGCAUUUAUUUAAUAAGGUGCAACUGUAUCUAAACAAUCUUGCAUUGCAAAUAGUUUUAUCAAUAAAAUGUAUAUCAUUUGCACUGAACAAAGAAAAAACAACACUGAAGACUAGGGCUGCAAUCCUAAACCGGCUUACUAGGGAGGUAAACAUGUUUAGGAUUGUAAGGCAUAUGUCCUCCACCAUGCUGAUGGGAGAUGUAGUAACCAAAAUACAGCCAGCUCAGUGAAAGAUUACUUGAAAGUACUUUGCAUAUGAUCCAGUUAAAAUCAAAGCACGUUGAACUCCCAUUGAUUUCAGCGGCAUGUGCUUCUCACACUGAUGUUAACACACACACACACACACACACACACACACACACACACACACACACAGCACAAUCCUGUGCAUGUUUCCUUGGAAGCAAGUCCCCAAAGUUUAGUGGGCCUUAGAUUGCAAUCUUAUUCAUGCUUCCUUCAUAGCUGCCAAGUCUCCCGUUUUUCGCGGGAAACCCCCCGGAUUUUAAUGCAUUUCCUGCUGUUAUCCUGAAUAGAAAAAAAUCCCGGAAAUCCCCCAGAUUUCCUACCUGCCAGGGAGGCUCCAUUUUGGGUGCCGCUCUGCCCAUGUCUGGGCACCGGAAAUUGGGCAGCGCCGGCACCGGAAGUUGCUUCUACGCAUGUCCAGACAUGCGUAGAAGCGACUUCCGGUGCCGUGCCGCUGCUGAUCCCGCAUUUUUCAGCGGGAGACUUGGCAGCUAUGGCUUCCAUUGAACUCACUGGAGCUUAUUUUGGAGUGGACACAUGUAGGAUUGCACUGCUGCUUCCUAGUAUGGAUACUUGGACUAACCUUUUUAAGUGCUUAACUUUCACUGGAUCACACCCCUUGAUUUAUCAGAUUUCUUAAGAAACAAGCCAUGGCAUGGACAACUGAAUGUUUAAUAGUGGAAAUAAAAAUGCGGCUAUAAUAGUAAUAGUGCCGUUAAAAUUACCUAUACCUAUAUAAGUUUGCAUAUUUGCUUUCAGAAUAGGAAGUAUUUUUUUUUUACUUCUAACUAAUGUGAACUGUCAAAAUAUACAUUUUCAUGUGGUAAAGAUGAUUUUUUAAAUUUUAAGAUACUAUGCAGGGCUGAUAUUUUGUUACAUUUGUUCUAAAUAAUGCCUCUGAUGCGUACUUGUUAAAUAAAAUAUUCAUACUUUAUUGACUCUUUUAUUUUUAAUACUAUGUCAGUAGUGAGUAGGAACGCUCAAGCACAUUGAGGGGAAGGGCAUGGAUGGAUGGAGGAUUGGUGCAAACGACCUGGAACUACAGGGCUGAGGAAUUGAUUUAAUGCAGGGCAUGGGAACAAAAGAAAAUCAGUCCAAUAUGGAUCUGCGGUCCUCUAGUACAGGGGUGUCCAAACUUUUUUCAAAGAGCCAGAUUUGAUGAAGUGAACAUAACGUGAGGGCCAACCAUUUUGCCUGACAUUCUUUGAGCCAUUAA
Zootoca vivipara (common lizard) is the source of this 4785-nucleotide messenger RNA. It is a transcript of the gene TRPC3, whose product is annotated as transient receptor potential cation channel subfamily C member 3. NCBI's taxonomy places the organism in Eukaryota, Metazoa, Chordata, Lepidosauria, Squamata, Lacertidae. Gene Ontology annotation, cellular component: plasma membrane; cation channel complex. Gene Ontology annotation, biological process: regulation of cytosolic calcium ion concentration; single fertilization; calcium ion transmembrane transport. The record is from RefSeq and is a predicted model, not a curated record. Gene Ontology annotation, molecular function: protein binding; inositol 1,4,5 trisphosphate binding; store-operated calcium channel activity.